Molecule: messenger RNA, 4258 nt
Organism: Limulus polyphemus (Atlantic horseshoe crab)
Lineage: Eukaryota; Metazoa; Arthropoda; Merostomata; Xiphosura; Limulidae
Product: DNA-binding protein RFX2-like
Exons: 4
Coding region: 375-1091 (238 amino acids)
Biological process (GO): regulation of transcription by RNA polymerase II
Molecular function (GO): RNA polymerase II cis-regulatory region sequence-specific DNA binding; DNA-binding transcription factor activity, RNA polymerase II-specific
Source: RefSeq, a predicted model, not a curated record
AACAGGAUAUCUCUAGAAAGAGGUGGCGUGAUACUAGUCACGUGAUCUCACUGACACAACACUAUUUAUGUGUAGAAAAAAUAAGACUUAAGGUACCCUAGAAUGAUGAAACCAUGAGAAAACGUUGAGUUAAUGAGAGUAAUUCUUGAACUCAAGAAAUUUUAAUUUUAAAUAUUCAAAGUUUUUUGUAAUGCUUAUAAGAAUAAAAUUAUGUUAUCUAUACUAGAACAUCAGUUUUUAUUUAAUGAAUUUGUGUGUAUGUCAAGGUUAGUGCAGUUAGUGCCUUUGCCCAAACAUUACGCCGUUAUACUUCGUUAAAUCAUUUGGCUCAAGCUGCUAGAGCUGUCCUGCAGAAUUCAUCUCAGAUAAACCAGAUGUUAGCAGAUCUGAAUCGUGUAGAUUUUCAUAAUGUCCAGGAACAGGCAUCUUGGGUCUGUCAAUGUGAAGAUGAAAUGGUACAACAUCUAGAACAAGACUUCAAGAUGACUCUUCAACAACAAAAUUCUCUUGAACGGUGGGCAGCUUGGUUGGAGGGAGUUGUUAAUUUAGUCCUACAACCCUUUGAGGGACAACCUGAUUUUCCAAAGGCUGCUCGUCAGUUCCUUCUCAAGUGGUCAUUUUAUAGCUCCAUGGUUAUCAGAGAUCUCACUCUUCGUAGUGCUGCUAGCUUUGGUUCUUUUCACUUGAUUCGACUUCUUUAUGAUGAAUACGUGUUCUACCUGAUAGAACACAAGGUUGCCAAGGAUAUGGGAGAAACUCCAAUAGCAGUAAUGGGAGAAUUCAUUGGACUAGGAGUAAAGCUUGAUGUGACAGCCAAGUUUCCAACAGUACGCAGGAACUCCACUGAUGCUGGAGAAAAUGGCUCUUCAGAAGCUUUAACCAGCAUAGAAAUAUUACCCAACAACUCUCCUCUAAGUAGCAGUUGUAGCACUGGAGCCUAUAGCAAUGGGCUGAAGGACUCAUCUUCAAGUUUAACCUCCUUUCAACAUGGUCUUAUUGUACAAAGCCAACUAGACAUCAGUGACAGUUUGUCUGAAGCACCAGACCUUGAAACAACAUUGGCACACAGUAAAAAAACUAAAGACAUGUGACCCUUUGUUAAUUUAGUAUGACUUUAAUAGGAAGGAAUUGGUUCUUAAAUUAAGGCACCUUCCAAAACUGAUUGUCAGGGAAACUUUGAAUACAAAAAGAUAUUCACUCUAGUGCCACACCAAAAGUUACCUUAUUAGAGAUGUAUUUUUCUGCACAGGAUUGUCCUUGGUGCAUUGCAGAUUUUUCAAUUUUGUGCUCUGUUAGUGAGGUUUGUAAUAAAAGUGCCACCUGUUUUACGAAAUUGCAGGAAUAGUAGUGGCAUUUUAAAGUUUGUGUACUGAAUAAAUAUAAAUUUUUGAACUCUUCUUGUAGAUAGAGUGGUGGAAAUUUCUUUGGAAGUUUAUUUGUGCAAUCAUAAGUAACAUUUGGGUAUUACAUAAUAUUGUGACCUCAAUACAAAAUCCCACCUCUCUUGUUUUUCUCACUUGUGUUGCAGAUACAUUGUGCCCCCGGAAAAGUAUGUUUACACUCUUCUCCCCCCCCCCCCUCAAUUUUUGUUUUCAAGUAGGCCUGAUACUAUUAUUUUACUUAAACCACUGAGAUAUGUUUCUUACACUCACUUUUUCUCCCACCAACUGAAAACCAACCCCCUACACAUGACCUCCCCAUUUUCCUAUAUACUAAUUUUGCAAUUCCAAAUAUCACCUGUACUGUAAUGUUAAUACCAUAUCGGUUGUAAUGAAGGCUUUUGAGAUCUUGAAGCAACAGUCUUGUACGUGGUUGGGUUACAUAUCAGAACAAAUAAAAUGUAUUUACCAUGUUUAGCAGAUUUAGCAUUCAAUGAAUGUUGUUUAUGGUAUGAAGUUAAUACUGUAGAUGUUUUUUAACUGUCCACAUGGAUAUGGUGAUUGUCUUUAUGUUGUUGAUGCCAAAGAGGUCACUGAGAUAUAAUGUUGAUGAAAUUAAAGCAUUGUUUAGCCACUACCAACAGUCAUAAAUUAUGAAUUUUUAUUUCAAAUGUUUUGUCUAAAUGUAAAUACAUAAUUGUUAUAAUGUUUUUCAUGUUGUUUGUAACAAGCAAUUGAUUUAGAACUUGAGGGCUUUCAGUUUGUCAAGCAGCCUUGAUCUAGUUGAAUUUUGAUCAUUUAGUCAGAAGAACAGUUCACUAAUCAGAAUAAAUUAAUAGUCACAGAAAAUAAUAUCAAGAAAUGUAUUUCUAUGAUGAGAGUUUAUUUUUAUAGGAGCCAAUAAACUUUAGGUGCACAACAGGCAAAUGAGCCAUAAUCACAACUAAAGUGAAUGCAACGGAAAUAAAAGUUCACAAUGUCAUGCACUCAGGUUUCUUGCACUUAAGUUUAUACAACCUAUUGUUUUUAAGUGUUUUAUUUUCAUUUUGUUUGAUAUACACAAGUUAAUUAUUAUCUUAAAGAACUAUAUACCUGUCUUUAAGUUGAAAGAUUCAUCCAUUUCAGAAUGUGAAACAGGGUUUAUAUCCAUGUUUAUCAUUAGAGACGAUAAAUACUUAUGGAUAUAACCUGUUGUGCCUUCUGAAGUAAAUUAAAUAAAUUUUCUGAUUAAAAGAACAACGACUGUGGUUUUUUAACUGAGUUUUUUUUUACUGUGAUCUUCUAAUUCACAAAUAUACUUCAAUAUUAAUAUUAUCCUUGGACUUUUUUCUUUCCAAAGAUUUACAGUUAAUUUACAAACUAAGCCUUAAUACUUUCACUAGUUAUAAUUUCGAAAUAAUUUAAGAAAGAUUUAAAAAGAUUAAGCACUACCUAGUCUCAAACUUUAAUGAAAUUAUUAAUUUCCAUUUUCUUUUAAGUAUUUGAUUUGAAAACAAUAUAAUAUUUUUAUUUUUCAAAAUAUGUAGUAGACAAAUGUGACAAAAUAAGCUCUUUUUCUAAAGAUUAUUGUUUCAAUUGAAGAUAUGUUGAACUCCUUAAGGAAAACAACUAAUAAAAGUGCAACUUAUAAUUAUUUACAAGUAAUACCUUUAAUAUUUUAUACUAAAACUUCUUGGGUAAGUUAGAAGGAUAUGUGAAGAUGAGUGAGUAUGAUGUUCAUCAAUACUCUGUUGUCUAACUGUGUGGUUACCAACUGAGGACCAGCUAGUUCUGAUCCCAAAUUUUCAUGGUUUGUUCCAUACCUUAUUAACUUUUUAAAUUAUAUUUUCAAAACAGUAUACUUCAGUCGCUAUAUUCUGGAACACACACAUUUUGGUUUUCAGUCAUCUGAAGUCUCCCCAUGGAUCAGAACCAGUCCAGAACUGCCUAUUGAGAACCUCUGGUGUAACCUGUUAUUUUUUUAAGAUUAAGAAGACAACUAACUCAGUAUUGGAGCACUAACACUGUAACUAAACAGCAUAUUAAUUGAUAAAUAAAUAUCAUGCUGGUGGAGUGCAAAUCAAGUUAAUGUUUAUUUCAGUGAAAUAUUUAAAGUAUUUACCUUAUUAAUGAAUCAUCUUACUUUUGUUUUAUGUUCAGGGUGUUAUUUUUCAUUUGAAUUUGUGAUAAUCUUUGCAAGAGCUUUGGGCAUUUUUUGGUUAAUACCAUCAUACAGUCAGUUGAUUGUAUUGAUUUUUAUAAAAGUUCUUUUAGAACUCUGGCACUGUUGAUGUAAAGUGUAGAUACAGUUGUGCCAUAUACAUAUGUUUAUUACCAUUAACUGAAAUAAUUAUAUGAAUUUUCCCUAUUUUUUUGUGUAUUCUUGAAACCAUUGAAGCUGUACUUCAGCUUAAUACAUCAGAACUGUAAAAAGUGGUGUAAAAUUCAUUUUGUUAGUUGUUUUUUUUGUAACUAUAUAAAUAUAAAAAUCUGGAACUAAUUAAUUUAUCUAAAAGAAUUGUCUAUUCUGGGCAAAUGUAACAUUAUUUUAAAAAAUUAAAUAGAUUUCCCAGGGUUUUUCUGCACCUCUUGUCAACAUAAUUGUAUGUGUCCCAUGUAAGAUUAAGACAGAUGAUUGUAAUGUUUUUCAAUUAUUUGUUGAUUAAUGCUCCUAAGGGAGACAUAUCAAAUGAAAAAACAACAAAGAAUUUUUAACAAAUUUUUGGAGUUCAAGUACCACUAGAUUUGCAGUUUUUAAUAAUACAUUUGUAAUGGUGUUACAAUGUAGCUAACACAGUGUAAAAAAUAUAUUAAACUAAUUAACAGGAUGUAGUUAAAACUGAUGAAGUUUUUAAAAGUCAUUUAAAGAAUAUGGUUAAAAUAAAUGUGCUGUUUAUCAA